AUGAUGGAUCUAACGCGGAACCUUCGUUUCCGUAUCGAUACGGCGGAAAACGAUUCAAUUAUCGCGUACGUGGAGCAGCGUCCGUCCGAAUACGACAACAUCGGCGCCCUGUACUACGUCGUCGCCGUUGUCCUGAUAUACGGCCUAUCAAUCGUCAUGAUGAUUGCGUCACACAUCCGGCGCAAUAAACAAGACGGACAGCUGCGCUCAUACCUAAAGGAAAUGGCGGCGCUGCGGAAGAAGAACCGGCGGGAGCAGUUGCUAGAGAAGAUGACGACCCUGGCGACGAAGACCGGUUAUGUCAAUAGUCCUAACAAAACACAAGAGACGUCUUUUACUGACGCAAAGAAUACAAAUGGACUGAAACCCGGAACGCCAUCGUAUUCUCGAAUACCGAGUGAUGACCUGGACGAAUCCACGCGAGAAAUUUCCAAGGCGAGUUAUAGUGACACGGACUCGGUGUUUCAGUUUAACCCCGACGCUCUAACGCCUAAAACAGAGUCUCCUAAAACUCCGCGCAUUUCCCCGUCCAAGUUACUUACGCCAAAAAUGAAUCGCGCCGACGGAAGACCUUUCUUUCAAGUCAUCAACGAAAACGCCCCUCUUUGAUAAUGUGAUUGCAAAAUUGUGUGUGAUUGAUCAUCAUAUCAUAUGAUUAAAUAUGUAAUGCGACAAUUUAUAAAAUAAGGUGCUAGGGUUCAAAGAACAUGUUCCUGUAAGUUUUAAAACAUAACAUGUUACGAGCAUAAACGAUUUUUUCCUUUUGUAUGUUUUUCAUUUAAGUGUUAUAUGCAUUAUCCUCAUGUACAUGUGAACGUGUGUUUUUCUAAAAAGGUGAUUUCUUGCCAAAGACAUUGAUGUUUCCAAUAGAUAUAUUAUAUAGU
Molecule: messenger RNA, 884 nt
Organism: Dreissena polymorpha
Lineage: Eukaryota; Metazoa; Mollusca; Bivalvia; Myida; Dreissenidae
Exons: 1
Coding region: 1-609 (202 amino acids)
Source: RefSeq, a predicted model, not a curated record